Molecule: messenger RNA, 4144 nt
Organism: Monodelphis domestica (gray short-tailed opossum)
Lineage: Eukaryota; Metazoa; Chordata; Mammalia; Didelphimorphia; Didelphidae
Gene: TLDC2
Product: TBC/LysM-associated domain containing 2
Biological process (GO): response to oxidative stress
Cellular component (GO): nucleus
Source: RefSeq, a predicted model, not a curated record
GGUGUCAUUCACCAACCAGGUGUUCUCUUUCCUGUUUCCCUUAGUUCCCCUCUGUCCCGCCCUAAAGUGGAUGUCCAUGACCCUGUCCCAGCCAGCCUGGCCCCAGGCAGCAGGAUGAGAGGGCUCCGAUGGCGCUACACCCAGCUGCCAACCCAACCAGAUGACCCACUGCCAGGAGAGAAUGAGGCUGAGGUUAUGGCCCAGGCCAUGCCAACAGCCCAGGGCCCAGGCAUUGAAGAGGCUUGGGUCCCCACCCUAGGAGAGAGCAAAGUCCUUCACGUGGAGGAGUUCAGGCAGCUUGUCCCACACUUUCCCCCUCGGUUCAUUGGCCACUCAUGGACGCUGGUUUACUGCACUGCAAGGGACGGUUUCAGCCUCAAGAAUUUGUAUCGGAGAAUGGAGGGCCAGAGCUCCCCUGUGCUCCUAGUCCUCAGGGAUAGGGAUGGCCAGAUAUUCGGUGCUUUCUCCUCGACGGCCAUCCGGGUCAGCAGCUGUUUUUACGGCACGGGAGAAACCUUCCUCUUCUCCUUCUCCCCCCAGCUGAAGGUGUUUAAGUGGACGGGCCGAAAUUCUUUCUUCAUCAAAGGAGACCAGGACUUGCUGGUAAUGGGCAGUGGCAGUGGACACUUUGGGCUGUGGCUGGAUGGGGAUCUGAACCACGGAGGCAGCCGCCCCUGCGCAACCUUCAACAAUGAAGUCCUGGCAAGGCAGGAAGAAUUCUUCCUGCAGGAAUUGGAGGCCUGGACGCUGAGCUGAGGUGCCCAGAACGGCUCAGGCCGCUCGGAACUCCUCACCACCUCCUUCCGGGGGGGACUGGUAGAGCAGAAGAGGGUUAGCUAUGUGAACAGCUGGGCCCUAUCAGAGGGCUCUUUGAACCGGGGCAAGCCUGUGGGGUACAGCAGUCCAUUCCAGCUGCAAAUGACUGUGCGUUGGAUAAACCUGCAUGGCACGCAGCUCCCCUCGGACCUCCCAAAUAAGCUGCCAACAAGGCCUACAGAAAAAGAGGAAGCCCGUUCCUGACAAAGGCUGCUGCACAGGAGGGCCCAGGGAACACGACCCCGUUGCUUCAUUUUUUUUCCUGGGACUUUAUCCUGGACACAAUAAAAGGGCACAUUUCAAGGCUGAUGCACUUCUCUGUCCCAAACCAGGCGAAGUACGAGUGCAGGAGUCAACUCCAGAAGGCGGCUUUGGUGGGUGGACCACAGACUUCCUUGGCAACCCAUCUAGCAGGGCCUGAGGACAGGAAGACUCCUCUUCAAAUCUGGCCUCAGCCACUUGCCAGCUGUGUGACCCUGGGCCAGUCACUUAACCCUGUUUGCCUCCGUUUCCACCUUUGUAAAAUGAACUGGAGAGGGAAAUGGCAAACCAUUCCAGGAUCUUUUCCAAGAAAACCCUGGACAGACCAUCCAAGUCUGUGUCAGAGGGAAACCAGUGCUCUAGAGUAAACCCUUUGCUGGGGAAAUAGCCUGCAGCAGAGAAGGAAGGGUCAAGAGGCAUCAGCACUGGGUGUUUUCACAUGCCAGGCCAAAUGAUACUACCAUGAGGAGGCUAAGAGAGGGGGGAGAAGACUAGAUUCAACAAGGACACCUACAAAGUGAUCCACUUGAAAUCUCCUUUGCUCUUGAGGUUAUAAGGAGAAGUUGCCAGCUUUCAGGGACAAGGACCAAAUUCUCUCUCCCCUAGCUAGUAACUGCUUUCCCCUCCUUGCAUCAUUAGAAGAUUUAUCCCUUUCCUUUCAUGGCAGUUUAAAAGAUUUAUCCCUCUAAAGUUGGGUCAGAGAAAUGGAGUAACACAGACACAGUAAAAUGAUAUCUCCAGAAGGCUCAAUAGAGGGAGAGCCAGGCCUAGAGACAGGAGGUCCUGGGUUCCAAUUGGGACUUGGGCACUUCCUAGCUGUGUGACCCUGGGCAAGUCACUUAAUUCCUAUUGCCUAGACCUUACUGCUCUUCUGCCUUAGAACCCAUAUACUGUAUUGAUUCUAAGGUGGAAGGUAAAGGUUUAAAAAAAUGCCAUCUUCAUUCACAGGACAACUAGGCUGAUGAGAGGAUGAUUAUAUGGUGGUCAAGAUGAAACAUGUUUCUCAUUCAAUUUAAAACAAUAUUGGUUAAAACAUGAGUCAAAUCUCCAAUGGAGGAUGACAUAACAGCAUGAAAUACACCUUGAGAGAGCAGGCAGUCUGGUUGGAGAUACAUUCAUAAGCUUUAUUGCAGUGUUUUCCACACUCAUCCCAGGUAUUGAUUUUUUAAAAAUGCAAUGAGAAUAUCCACUAAUUCCAGUGGCUGAGACACUGAAGGUAUUUGUAUACAAACAUCAAAGGUGUUUCCCAAGUAAAAUCUGAACUUGAUAGCCCAAGAAGGGAAGCAAGCAUCAUAAAAUAAAGUGCGGCAACCUUGAUAGGACAAAGAUGCAAACCUUAGAUCUUCUCCCCCUCCCUCCCCAGGGUGUGUGAGACAACAGUAGUGCUGUGGUAGAGAGUUCCAGAUUCAAAAACAGCGUUUUACAGAAAUAAGAUGAUCUUUGCUACUACAUCCCUGCCCCUGACUUUGGCUAUAUCAUCUUAAUAAAAAGCACGUAUACAGCAUAGUAAUUCCAAGAACUGGCAAUUUUUUGCCAAACCUCCCUCCAUCCCCAUCCCAUUUCCUGUUGCCACUGGACAAAGAAAGCAAUUCGUCCAAGGUCACCUAAGAAAUCAGUGUUGUGGAAUAGAUCAAGGAGGCCUGGAGAAAGAGGGGGUCCGGGGCUGCAAGUUCUCCUUCAUUGGCCAAGUCAAUUCUCUAUUCCCCAAGUCCUGUCCCCUGGCUCUUGAGAUAUAAUCCUGGACCCGCUUGGUGGCUGUCUCUAAACACUUCCAGUUUUUGCCUAGAAUCAGGAUCCUGGAGCGCUCACUAGCCUGGGGAAAGGAGGCUGCCCAUCCAGGCCUCUGGGGACAGGCUGCUGGAAGAGCAAGGCCAGGGGAUGACAUGGCACUGGGACCUCAAACGCUCUGUGUCUACUGCGUGUAAGGCCCUGUGUGAGGAACUGGGGGAGCUAGAAGGAGAAGUAAGACAUAGUGUCUGCUCUCCCAGACUUUUUAAUCUAGCAAGGGAGAAUAAAAAAUAAAACACGAUCAGGCAACAUGAGACAGCUACAGAUACCCUCCAAAAUAAGAAAAGGCAAAGAUGGUUUCAGAUGGGAUUGUGUGGAAACUUUUAAACCCCAGAGAAUAGUCUGGAAAUGUCUGGGGUCAAGCGCUUUGGGGAUGUGCUCCUCUUCUCCCCUACCCUCCAAGAGAAAACCUUGACUCUCACUAGGUGGAAGGCUAGGCUGACAUGCAUCUCUGCACAAAGAAGGAUAAGCUUCUUGGAGGGCUUGGAGGGCUUUUUGGACGUACACUCCUAUGGCGGGCACCCUGGGAAAAAGGAGAUCUGACCUCAGCCUGGGGCAGAAAGCCACCAAAGAAGCCACAAGGACAGCAGCAAAGUCUCGUCCUUUUGCCUGAAUAUCUGGCUGAAGUCUAUUUUGUGGAGGUAGCAGAAACUUAUUCCCCGGUCAGAGCAGAGCCUUGGAAAAGAGGCUUUCUACAGCAAGGCCUUCUUACAGUCUUGAUUACUCAGAAACAGAGGGAACGAAACCUGCUGAGAGAAGGAAUUUAUUCAGCUGAGAGUGGAGCCCUGAUCGAGGGGCAACUCUGCCCUCUGUGAGGGCCCUACUGGGGUCUGGACAAGGACGGCCCACACGGGGGUCUAGAAAGGCCUCUAUUCUGGCCACUGAGAUCAGGAGGAUUUGGAAUAACGUGCCUGGAGCCCUUGGGCUUUCUCCUUACAAAGUUUCUCCCAAGUUUCAACUGCAGAUAUGCCGUCCCUUAGUCCUACGGGAGGCUGGCAGGUGAGGUCUGGGCCGUGGCAGGCUGGGCUCGCUGCCUCUUAAAGACUCUGCUUUUGUAACCAGGGAUGGCCAAGACAGCUUCGGUUUCCCAUCCCAUAACCAAGAGGCAACACAUUGAAUCUAUAACAUCUAUUUCCCAUAUAUUUCGAAAAGACAAGUUUUCCCCCUACAGGAAUUGAGUGUAUAAAAAUAGUGCUUAAAAAAAUUUUUUUUUCACAUAAAGAAGAGUUGAAGAUACCAAGCCCAUUUUGAAGAAGUAAUAAAAAGGUUUAUGGCUUUU